Molecule: messenger RNA, 1869 nt
Organism: Aquila chrysaetos chrysaetos
Lineage: Eukaryota; Metazoa; Chordata; Aves; Accipitriformes; Accipitridae
Exons: 2
Coding region: 248-1777 (509 amino acids)
Source: RefSeq, a predicted model, not a curated record
GAAUAAAUGUUGAUUGUUGUUUGAACUCCCCUGGUGUCGUUUCACCUUAAUUCUGACAAAGGAAAUCCACGAACCUGAGUCGCUCCAACUCUGGGACGCGACAUCUUAAUUGGCGUCACGGACAGGAUUUCCCUUGUUGGAAGGGAGAUUCUAACGGGAUACCGGACCUCCACCCGGAGAACGGGCGGGGAGGAUCUGGGAAGGAUCUCUCAACAAUAAGUCGGGAGAGAUCCGAGCAGUGGCAGGCAUGGUGACCCGGGAAAUAUCUGUGUCUGACUGUUCCCCUGUUUUAGAGAAGCUAAUUGCAUAUAAAGCCCGCCCUUCCCCACAAGGAGUAGCCUGGGCACGAGACCACUGGCAUGACUCAAAAGCCAUUGUAGGAAGAAUUGAGAAGCUAGCAAAAGAAGGCAGGUUUCGCCCGGGAAAAGGGAAGGCUGUAGUGUGUGCAGUUUUAGGGGCCGCACUCGUAGCAGCCCAGGAAGACAGACAGGAAACAAUGAAAGCUGAGCAGGCAGAUAAGGAGAAGAUUCAGUCCCUGCAGGAUUUAGUUAAAGUCCUGCAAGAGCAAUUAACUGCUGAGCGUAAUACGACACAGCGGCUUCAUGCUGCCUUGUCUGAUGCAUUAGAUCGGGAAAGAAUUUUACGAGCCGAGGUGGAUGAACGAUCUGACCCGGACUUAGACCUGCAAGGUCUAGAGGUAGUUCAGGUGAAACAGCAAAAAUCUUUAUACCCAAAUCAAGAGUUAGAAGGUACCAGAAAAGUUUUUUACCCUGAGGAUGAAGAGAUAGCAAUGAGGCCAUUAAUUAAAACAGAAACCAUAGACAAUGGCCAAAAUGGCGGAGCACCACACGUGACCAUUAAGACGAUACCAUAUUCCGCCACUGAAUUAUCUAAAAUUCAGGAAAAGUAUAUCCGACUAGCAAAGGAGACUGAAACAGAAUAUGUGUGGAGGGUGUCAUUAACUGGUGGCGACCGGAUUUUAUUGUCAGAAGAUGAAGCCCAAGGAUAUUGGGGGCCUGGAGUGUUCCUAACUACCGAUGAUCCUAGGGAACCAUGGUCUCUGACGCAGCGGGCAGCUUACUGGGCAGGGGGAAUAGACCAAAUGGAACGAGGAGAACCAACACGGAUAGACACCCCUUCUAUAAAUCAGUUGACUGAGAGCUUACAGAAAACUGCUUGUCUCCAAUUAAUGCAUGAUAGGCGAUUAGUGCCACAACAGCCCUCUCCGAUGUUGUUAAAUGCCAAUCCCGAUAGAAUGACUCCUCUAAUCCGAGGUUUACCAGAUUCUUUGAAAUUAUAUGCUGUCCAGCUGCAGGAUAGAUUACGUGAUGCGAUAGCACCUAGAGGAGGCAGGCGGAAUGCAGGAGGGGUCCUGACCUGGGGAGAAGUGGCACAGGAAUUGGUUAACUACGGCCGGAGAAUGGGUCUCACAAGGGGAGAAAGCAGGGCUAAGCCUGCUAUCCGCCGAAUAGAAGGACCUGGCCGACCUCCCCCAUCUAAGACUGUAAACACCAAAAAGCUGUAUGGGGGUCAGCGAAACUUGUUGUGGGCAGAAGGGAUAGAAAAGGGAAUUCCCCAGGACGUGAUGGAUGGCUUGCCCACCUCUGUCCUAGAAAAGUUGGUCCUAGGGUGGAAAGACAAGAACAAGGAGCCUCCUCAUACUGAGUUAAACAUUCAAGGCUAUAAAGGGGCGAAUCCGCAGUUGCUGGCAACUCCCACUCCCCAAACGCCUACUGCCCCAGAGGAAGGUAUUACUGUCCGCAGGACGGGAAACUAGACAGGCCGUCCCCAGUAAGUGAGCCGGGGGACGGCCAGUGGGUUUAUUUAAGGAGGCUCACUGAAAAUAAGACAGGAGACCUGUUGAUUACU